CUACGAUCUCCGUCGCUGAAAUCCAUAUUUGUACUAUAAAACUUAAUCUCUCACUUCUUCUUCGCCAUCUCCAUCUCACACCGAUCUCUUUCCGUCUUGCAUGCAGGCUCGCACAAUGACAAACCCUGAGAUAGUGGACAAGGUGAUUAAGAUUGCAAGAGAGCAAUUCGGAGUUCAAGAUGACUUGGAAGUAACGGCUCAGUCCACUUUUGUUGACGAUAUCGGAGCUGAUGAUCUUGCCAUUAGGGAGUUUGUGUUGGCCUUAGAGGAAGCGUUUGGGAUUGAAAUAGAGGAUAAGAAAGUAGAGUCCAUUUCCACAGUUGGGCAAGCAGCUGAAGUCAUUGAGGAGCUACUGAAGUAAAAAGCUUAAAAAUGAAAAACUAAACCCAAUUACCUUAUUUGAGAUUUUUAUGUCGUUUUUAACAAUAAUAUUAUAAGGCUUUGUAUUUGAUUUUCUUUCGUCUAAACCUGU
Messenger RNA from Brassica oleracea var. oleracea, 472 nucleotides. Its product is annotated as acyl carrier protein-like. Gene Ontology annotation, molecular function: acyl carrier activity. Gene Ontology annotation, biological process: fatty acid biosynthetic process. Lineage: Eukaryota; Viridiplantae; Streptophyta; Magnoliopsida; Brassicales; Brassicaceae. Bases 101 to 361 code for a protein of 86 amino acids. The record is from RefSeq and is a predicted model, not a curated record. The transcript is spliced from 3 exons.